Messenger RNA from Nycticebus coucang (slow loris), 1862 nucleotides. It is a transcript of the gene PEDS1, whose product is annotated as plasmanylethanolamine desaturase 1. The transcript has 7 exons. The coding region runs from base 102 to 971 and encodes 289 amino acids. Gene Ontology annotation, biological process: ether lipid biosynthetic process. Gene Ontology annotation, molecular function: plasmanylethanolamine desaturase activity. The record is from RefSeq and is a predicted model, not a curated record. Gene Ontology annotation, cellular component: endoplasmic reticulum membrane. Lineage: Eukaryota; Metazoa; Chordata; Mammalia; Primates; Lorisidae.
GCCGGUCAUUGGGCGGUGUGAUCUCUCCACGAUUCCGCGGCCCUGCCGCCGCCGCGCCGCCGCCGCCAGCAGAGCGCACCGGGCUGGCCGGGCGAGUGGCCAUGGCGGGCGCCGAGGACGGGCCGGGCCAGCAGCCGGAGCUCGACGAGGACGAGGCGGCGUAUUGCCGGCGCUGGGGCGCGCAGCACGCCGGGGCCCGCGAGCUGGCUGCGCUCUACUCGCCAGGCAAGCGCUUCCAGGAGUGGUGCUGUGUGGUCCUGUGCUUCAGCCUCAUUGCCCACAACUUGGUCCACCUCCUGCUGCUGGCCCGCUGGGAGCAUAUGCCCCUCGUCUUACUGGGUGUUGCCCGAGGGAUCCUGUCAGAUCAUGCUCUUCCAGUGUUCUCACCUGCAUACUCAGUUGCAGGGGCUCUCAUUGCUGACUUCUUGUCUGGCCUGGUGCACUGGGGUGCCGACACAUGGGGCUCCGUGGAGCUGCCUAUCGUGGGGAAGGCUUUCAUUCGACCAUUCCGGGAGCACCACAUCGAUCCCACAGCUAUUACACGGCAUGACUUCAUCGAGACCAAUGGGGACAACUGCCUGCUGACACUGCUGCCACUGCUAAACAUGGCCUACAAGUUCUGCACCCAAAGCCCUGAAGCCCUGGAGCAUCUCUACCCCUGGGAGUGCUUCAUCUUCUGCCUGAUCAUCUUCGGCACCUUCACCAACCAAAUCCACAAGUGGUCACACACAUACUUCGGGCUGCCACGCUGGGUCACCCUCCUGCAAGACUGGCAUAUCAUCCUGCCUCGUAAACACCACCGCAUCCACCACGUGUCGCCCCACGAGACCUACUUCUGCAUCACCACAGGCUGGCUCAACUACCCUCUGGAGAAGAUAGGCUUCUGGCGACGCCUGGAGGAUAUCAUCCAGGGCCUGACAGGGGAGAAGCCUCGGGCAGAUGACAUGAAAUGGGCCCAGAAGAUCAAAUAACUUCUCCAAGUCUGUCACCUGGUUGCCAACCUUCCCUAACUCCCAAACCGAAGCCAUCUGCCAAAUUCCAGCCUCUUUGAGCUGGCCCCUCCAGGUGGAGAGGACAUCUCCUGGGCUGGGCCCAGGCAAUCCCAGCCCACCCCUCGUGACACAGAAUACUUGAGCCACUGAUUUAUCAUUUCCUUUUUUCAUUUUCUUUCUUUGCCACUCCCCCCCCCCCAGCCACCUGAGCUGCUCUGUCUGCCAAGCCUGACUCUGCAGAAAAGGGAGCCCCGCCCUGCCCACCGUCCCUCCUGUAGAGAGGCGGCUUACCCACUCCCUGCACUCUGCCCUGUGCCCUGCUGAGCAGCCCUUCAGUGUGGCUGGCAUCGGGGCCAUUGAGUUGCCUCUGUUGGUCCCUCCUUGUCUGUCCCCAGUGGUCUAGGAAGCCGCCAGGCACACUAAGUGUCCCUGGAGCAUUGUCCUGCCAUGGCCCUGCAAACUGAACCUGGAGCCCCGGAUGGCAAAGCUCAAGGGUCUGAAGGCAGCUGGCCAGAAGUGGCCGGAUUUCUCUGCCCUAGUCUGGAACCCCCUUUUCCACUAUCCUCCCACCCCCAUCUGCCCACGUGAUUCUAGCCAGAGCUGGUAAUUCCAAUACAAGGAUGUCUUCACAGGGCGUAGUCCCUGCAAAGAGUCUUGGUCGUUUGGAAGGGGACAUGGUGUCCCCUCUGGCCAGGUUGUGUCAGAAGGAAGAGUGGGGCUUUUUGUUUUUUUGUUUUUUUUGUAAAGGUGCUUGCUUGUUUAAUGUAAAUAAUAGAAAGCCUUAAUAUCUUUUCUGUAACACGGAGUAAUAUUUUAAUGUCAUGUUUUGGAUGCACAUAAUAUAUUUAUAACAAAGCAGCAAGAGUCUAC